Messenger RNA from Amoebophrya sp. A25, 799 nucleotides. NCBI's taxonomy places the organism in Eukaryota, Dinophyceae, Syndiniales, Amoebophryaceae. The record is from the annotation of a GenBank genome assembly.
UGUACACUUGUCAAGUGGGUACAGGUUACCGCUGCACACGACUGGAGUUCAACAUAGAGUACCUGAGCGAGACGGGUGCUGACUUAGUCACCUGGCCGCUGGCGAUUUUAGCGUAUGUCGUGCCGCGAGUUGCGCGCUUCGGCUUGUUCGUGAUUCUCAUGUUCCAACUCAGCCACGCGUUGGGUCCCUUCAGCCGGUGGCACCCCUUAACGCCGAAAGGCGUUUUUCAGGCCGUUCCCAUCAACUACAUACAAGUGCUGCUCGUUUCGGCCCUCGUGGGCGAUUCUCUGGCCUUGGUUUUGCGAACGUCCCGUGCAGGCGUCCUCGGAGAACAAUUUGCACAAGGCGCACACCUGCUCAAUAAGCAGCUUCUGUUAAAGGAACAGAGGCAAGCACGAGGUGCCCCGUCUGUAUCUGUGAGGAUACAGAAAGAUGAAGAUGUGUCUUUUCCAAGUCUCCUAUCAAGCGGUCGUGCUACGGACUCGAAAUACAAGGAAGGGGAAGAUAGCCUGCCCUUGUUGAAAGGAAAACAGGCACAGUUUGCAGGUAGGGCGUUUGCGAGACCGGCGUUUGCGAAACCUUCAUCUACCUCGCUCCCCGCGGGUGCUGCAAGACUCUCAGAUGAAGACAGGGUGCCUCUGCUUGGGAACCAAGAGCAAGAGCGAAGGGUAGAUGAUGCUGGUGGUGUGGUGGAAAAUGCAGGCACGACCAAGGAGGAAGCUCCACAACCAAUAAAGCACGAGAGGGGCGCGGAUUUGCGCUUGUUGAACUUGAAGCCGUACGGAGACGAAGAGUUACA